This is a messenger RNA of Coffea arabica (coffee), 1907 nucleotides long. Lineage: Eukaryota; Viridiplantae; Streptophyta; Magnoliopsida; Gentianales; Rubiaceae. The record is from RefSeq and is a predicted model, not a curated record.
AGAAAAAAGCGAGGGGACGACGACCAAUCACACGAAGACUAUUAAUACUCUACCUAGAUUUUCUUGCAUUGUAGUGUCGUAUUUGGCUAGCUAGCUGCUGACAAAAAUCAUCCUUCAAAAUUAGUUGUAGAAGAAAGCAAUAAUUGCUGUGGCUCAUCUUCCAGACUUCCAAACAUCCCCCACACUCGCAACACUCCGGUGACUUACCCAAGCUCUCCGGUGUCCUUGUCCCACCUUAUUUCCGCCGGCCUCUGCCCAAAACCCAACAUAACCCACCUCCCAACUAGGGCCAAUAUCAAACUUUUCCAGGAUUUCUGCAGAAGUUUUUUGGAAAACAGAACCCCAAAAAAAGAGUAAAAAUCAUAUCUUUAUCGAAAAAGAAGAUAUUUUUUCGGUUUGCUGUUGGAAAAUUUUAUGGCCCGGUAUUUAGCUUCAGUUGUUUCGUACAUCUCCAUAACUAUUGCCGUAUAUUUGAUCCCACUGUCUUCUUCUCUUCCAUUUGUAGUACUUCAUGGAAUUGGAGAUCAGUGCUCAAACAGAGGAAUGAAACACUUCACAGAGGAGCUGACGGAGUGGUCCAAUUCUACUGGAUAUUGCAUAGAAAUUGGAGAUGGGGCUUGGGACUCCUGGUUUAUGCCCUUAGAAGAACAGACUGAAGUAGUUUGUGAUAAGGUGAAGCAAAUGAAAGACCUCCAAAAUGGUUACAAUAUCGUUGGUCUAUCCCAGGGGAACUUAAUAGGCCGAGCUGUGGUAGAAUACUGUGAUGGUGGACCACCUGUCAAGAACUUUGUCUCGUUGGGAGGGCCUCAUGCCGGCAUAGCUUCAGUCCCUCUUUGUGGUUCUGGCAUCAUGUGCAUUAUAGCUGACUCCCUAAUCAAAACAGGAAUCUACUCUGACUAUAUACAGGCAUGCAUCUCUCUCUGUCUCUGUCUCUCUCUCUCUCUCACACACACACACUUUUUGGUCUCUGGUAACAUUGUAAUUGAUUUCUGUAAUUCUCUUCUUCCGCUUAUUGAUAAUGAUUUGCAGGAACACUUGGCUCCUAGUGGCUAUCUGAAGUUACCAAACAAUAUUGCUGGUUAUUUGGAAAAAUGUAGGUUUCUGCCAAAGCUUAACAAUGAAAUCCCUGGUGAGAGAAAUUCCACUUACAAGGCAAGGUUCAGUAGUUUACAAAAUCUUGUCCUCAUCAUGUUUGAGCAUGAUACAGUUUUGGUACCAAAGGAAACUUCCUGGUUUGGAUAUUAUCCAGAUGGGGCCUUCAACCCAGUCUUGGCCCCACAGCAGACCCAGCUUUAUAUCGAGGACUGGAUUGGGUUAAAAACUCUGGAUGAUGCUGGGAGGGUAAAAUAUGUCACAGUAUCAGGGAAUCACCUUGGGAUUUCUAAACCUGAUAUGAAGAAGUAUGUCGUCCCAUACUUGGAAGAUGAUACAUCCAAGGAGGACACUGCCGAGAUUGAACUUGGACGCUCUGCAGACUCCGGUGAAAAUAGUGAAAUGCAAACCUUACAGAGACCGCAGGAUGAGGCAUCAGCAGAAGUCAUAACUGCAGGUUCAUCAUCUUAUAGCAUUCCUUCUUCCAUCAGGAGCUUCUUUGAAGAAUUACUUGGCACCACAAACACACAGUAUGAGCCAAGACUUCGAUAUUGAAUUUAGCUCAUCUGGUUUGUUAAAUUGUGUAAACCAAUUAAAUCUUUAUCUGUAGCAGAUAUCGGCUUUGGUUCUGAUCAUGGUCCUGAUUUUGUUAGCCUGCAAAAUGCUUGUAUGUGCUUCUCUAUACGAAAUCAUUUGUAAUACUACCAGAUGGCCUUUAUGAACAUAUUUACAACACGCAAAAGAUCCUUAUAAACGGCCUGCUUUUCUUUCCUCUUUCUUAUGAGAUUGGGAAGGUCUAGCCUAUACUUUCUUUC